Messenger RNA from Fusarium verticillioides 7600, 1929 nucleotides. RefSeq lists its product as hypothetical. NCBI's taxonomy places the organism in Eukaryota, Fungi, Ascomycota, Sordariomycetes, Hypocreales, Nectriaceae. Gene Ontology annotation, molecular function: zinc ion binding; DNA-binding transcription factor activity, RNA polymerase II-specific; DNA binding. The coding region runs from base 1 to 1929 and encodes 642 amino acids. Gene Ontology annotation, biological process: regulation of DNA-templated transcription; DNA-templated transcription. The transcript is spliced from 6 exons. The record is from RefSeq and is a predicted model, not a curated record.
AUGGAUCAAGGAGGCCCUUUACAGCGAGGCCGGAGAGCGCCCAACCAUGGUAUCAAGAGAGGUACGGCCUGUGAGCGUUGCAAUCGGCGAAGAACAAAGUGCGACGGAUCUGUCACUGGUGUACCAUGCUCAGCUUGCCGGAAGAGUGGCCAUGAUGGGCAGUGCGCCCUUAUCCAGUCCAAACGUCGAAGAGGCCCUGAUGGACGAUAUACGUUGCUGCCUAACAUCGAAUCACGUCGCAGCUCAGGCAGUCCUGGCAUUGCCCCAAGCAAUGAGGAUGAAUCUAUGGCCUUGACUACGGGAGACUCUCCAACAGAAGGGGAGCACAACAGGGCUUCAAUGCAACAACCGGGCGAUACGGCUAUCACUAGGCCUGCCUCCGAUCAGCAUGCGAGUCCUAACACCCAACCAAGCGUCGUUGGAGAGAGCUGGUACGCUUCCUAUGUAAUGAGAGGUUACACGCCCGGCCACAACAGUGUUCACCGUCUAAUUGGUGAUUGUAACGAGACUGUUCAGAGCGUAACACGGGACACGAGAAGGGACAGUGUCUGCAGUCGACCAACCAUACCUCGUGAGAAGACAACACUUGGACCCUCUCAUCAAGGUCUACUUCAACAGAUUUCACACCUUUGUCCGAUCCUUGGCAAAAAGUAUUUCCUCGCGUCUCUCGAGGAUGGGACAAUAUCCGCGACCUUACUCCGAAGUGUCCUCUUCGUGGCAUCAUUGCAUUGUGAUCGCGAAGUAUUGCAUCUUAUGGGUUACAGCACUCGAUGGGACGCCAACAAUGCUCUGUACAACAAGGCCAGCGCAGCGUUUGAUGCUGAUCGAGAAUCGAGUCGUACACAUAUGAUCCUGUCGUCUUACCUGCUUCACUACUGGUUUGGAAGUCCGACAGCUUAUCGCGAUUGCCACUGGUGGCUCGCUGCUGCGAUACGAUCUGCGCAGUGUACAGGCUAUCAUAGGAGCACAAGGAAUAGCAAGAUGGCGCCAGAGGAGAGGUCGCGGUGGAAGCGCAUCUGGUGGUGUCUUUAUGUUCGUGAUCGUCAGAUUGCCAUCUCCACCGGGACACCAAUGGUUAUCAACGAUGAAGAUCACGAUGUCGAAGAACUUUCUGAAGAAGACUUCACUGAAGAAGGCCCGGAGACGGUACAAUACAUCGUAUCACAGGUCAAGUUGAGUAAAGCCAGUAGGUUCGCCGAUGUCCAAUCUUCACUAAAAGCACUAACGAAACAUUACUACUUGAUAAACCUCAGCCAGAGGCUGCAAAGGCAGUGCAAUGGCUUUAAGGAGGUCAAGCCCGUCCUUGACGCGGCAGCACAUAUAUUCAGCCUGGUCGAGAACUCAUUGCUGUUCUGGACUCCGGAGCACUUUCCCAUGAUAUAUGUCUCUGCUCUCUUCUCUGCGAUGAUGGCUCUUGCAGUUGAUGUCAAAACACCAGCGCCCCAAAGUGACCAGAUUUUCGUCAAGAUCCGGCCCGGAUUACUGGCUCUCAAGCAGUUUGAAUCAGUCUACAUCUUGGCGCGAUGGAUCAAGAACUUCUUCAUGGAUAUUCUGAAUCGCCCACCCGCGGAAGAAGCACAGACACAGCCCACGAACUCAAAUGGAGACGACGUAGAAGGUGAGGGAAUAAGUACUGAGAUGAGAAAUACCAGCGCGAAUCAGGUCCUCGAAAUCGAUGUCCAGAGGAACACCGCACCAGCUAACCAAGCCGCACAUGACGAGACAGGCUUUGAAGACCAUAACUUCGCAUUUGACCAAAGUUCGGGAUUUGAGGGAGGCGGGUUUUGGCCGACAUACCUGGCAAACGGCGUCUUUUCAGGCGUCCAGUCGAGUAAUGACAUGGAGUUUCCGCACCCGGACUCGUUCCAGUAUCAAGCCAUGUACUUUCUGGCCGAUCUGGGAAUAGCAAACACUGAGCCUAUAGAAUAA